CGUCUAAACCUGUUGAUCAUACAACAGAUCUGGACCAUGAUCAGAACCCAGCGGUGUCAUCUUUGCAUGGCCCCAAUGGUUUGGCGCGUACAAUGCUGUUGGUUCCCAGUGGACGUGGUCUCAUCUCUGGACUGCUGGGUCUCAAUCUGGUUCUCUUUGGUGGCUGUCUGGUGACAGGAGAUGCUUUCCAGCUCGGAGAAGUUUUUUUGGAGCCUGAGGUGUUUGUGUUGAUACUGAUGGUACUGAGCAUGAUAUGGAUGCUUUGGUUUCUGCUGUGGGCUCGUAGACUGCCGGGUAUCAUCCCCUAUACUGACCAUCAUGCAGGGGGCGCUACAGUCACAGGGGUCCUGUUAUUUUUUGCGGGGUCCAGUUUGUUACUGUGUGUCUUCAUGAUGGGUUACAACAUUUUCAUGACCUCAUGCCGCUCGAUUGGUAAACUUUUAUUACCCUUCAUUGAGACACCAUUUCUGUUCAUUCAGGCAUAUUUACUGUGGGCUCAUUCUAAAGACUGUAUUGACAAACACACAAUGCUCACCAGGUUUGGAUUGAUGCUGACUUUAAGCACAGAUGUGUUACUGUGGUUUCGAGCGGUCACACAGGAUGCCAUUCAUCUGGAGAUCGAGAUGGGGAACCAGAUUAUACCUCUAGGUGACAUCAACAACACAGAUUUGGGCAAUAGCACUCUCUGCCGGUGUGCUCAGCGUGCGUGUGUGGUGCUGCAGAAAAGUUGUGCAGUUUUGUAUCCGUUUAACCUGGAGUUCUGUCUUAUGGCUGGCUGUAUGCUGUACGUGAUGUGGAAGAACGUUGGCCGUCGUGUGACGGGCGGACAUCAGACCCAGAAGAUCACGCUGCACAGAUUACAUGAUGGUGGGGUUCUGCUGGGUCCUGUACUGGGUUUACUGGUGCUGCUGACGGGUGUCACCGUGUUUGUGCUGUACCAGGUGUUUGUUGACCAGCAGGCCCAACGUAACACCGCCUUCCUGCUGUUUUAUGGUUUCCACCUGGGUUUGAUUCCCGUCAUGGUGCUGAGCACUUUUGCGGGCACAGUAAUCCACACAACCCAGAAGAUGGGUGACGGGCACAGCAGUGAUGAUGUGACACAACAGGUUAAAAAUCCCACUCGCAGUCUAGAUGUGGUGCUGCUGUUGGGUGCAGCAUUGGGGCAGCUCUCUCUCUCGUACUUAUCUGUAGUGGCCGGGUUGUCCCUGGGGCCCAACGGCAUCAUGGGAAACAUGGACAUGACGUUCUCCAUUCUCAGCCUGCUGGAGCUCCCGAUGCAGAAUGUGUUUAUCAUCCAAAGACUGCAAUCACACGCCAACCAACUGCAUAAAGACUCCAGCUGUAAGAAAACAGAGACAGGCCAGAGAGAAAGAAAUGUUACAAAUAAGGAGAAAGGAGAGCAUGGUGAGAAAGUCGUGGACACAACAGCAGGUAACGUCCUGUUUGAGGAAGGCAACAACACACCUGACAAAACUACUGACCGUGAGGAGACUCGUGAUCAUCAUUACUGGAACAGGAGGAUUAUUAAAGAGAUCGCAGCCUUUCUUAUCAUGUCCAACAUCAUGCUCUGGGUCAUCUCAGCGUUUGGAGCUCAUCCUCAGUUUGAGAACGGAGUCGGGAAGAAGUUCUACGGAUUUUCAGCCUGGUUUAUUCUGGUUAACCUGUGUCAACCACUUACCGUGUUUUACCGGAUGCACUCUGUUGGUGUCCUGAUGGAGAUCCUAAUAUCUGCCUGACCACAAACUCGAAACAUAGAUUCUGAUACAUACCGGUAUCUGAUACAUUAUUGUACUUCCUUUGACAAACACAAUUGUUCGCUGACCUACUGCCAUUUCAUAUCUGAUUUAUUCUCAAAGCGUAACAAACAAUAUUGAAACAAGAAUUUGUUCUUGAAACUUGUGUUUAUUUUUAAAUGUUGUUUUAUUAUUUAUCCAUGAUUGUAUUUGUGAUUUUCUUUGUAAUUAAGAUAUUAUGCAUUUUUAAGCAAACCACACUACAGACCUCAAAGUUGGGUUCUGAUAUCACAUGUUGUUAAAUUAAAUGAAUAUAAGUUUUAUUAUUUUUCAACAAAAAAAUCUAAAUCUGUAUUUUUUAGUUUUUUUGCUAGCAAACUACUUGGUCUUAAAUGAAGCAAACACUGUUU
This is a messenger RNA of Misgurnus anguillicaudatus (oriental weatherfish), 2143 nucleotides long. Its product is annotated as proton channel OTOP3. The record is from RefSeq and is a predicted model, not a curated record. Gene Ontology annotation, biological process: proton transmembrane transport. Gene Ontology annotation, cellular component: membrane. NCBI's taxonomy places the organism in Eukaryota, Metazoa, Chordata, Actinopteri, Cypriniformes, Cobitidae. Gene Ontology annotation, molecular function: proton channel activity.